AUGGCGUUAGUCACAGGAUCAUUUCACACUGCGACAAGAGGAUCUGGCCUUUACGACAGGGGCCUACACAUGGGAAGGAGAGAAGAUGCAACUCAUUUCUCUACUAUGAUGGAACCAGAAUGUCCUCUUGAAUAUUACUGCCUCUACAUCAUAGGGCAGGGCAAUAAUCUGAUGGCUUUGCCAGAAGCAACAAUUGCUCUUGCAGAAAUGUUAGAAUUGAAAGCAGAUCCCAAUGGUCCAGUGGAAGGAACAGUAAUGGAGUCUUUCACAGACAAAGGAAAAGGAACGCGUUUUUCCCCUAUAAAGCCAAGGGCACGUGAAGUUGUUGACUGGAGGAAGUAUGAACAAGAACAGGAGAAAGGUAAAGAGGAUCUGAAAAUAAUAGAAGAAAAGCGAAAGGAACACCAGGAAGCAUAUCAGAAAGCCCGUGAGAAGUAUAGCAAUGUGCAGUGGAAGAAGAGGUCAUAUCUACAGUAUUUAGAAAGAAAAGAACAAACAUCCUUAAAACCAAAAGAGAAAAUGGAAAGAGAUUCAAAUGUACUUCCUGUGAUUAUUAAAGGUGAUGUUGAUGGUUCUGUUGAGGCCAUUUUGAACAUUAUAGAUACCUACGAUGCUUCACACGAGUGUGAACUAGAAUUAGUACAUUCUGGAGUGGGUGAUAUAAGUGCAAAUGAUGUUAACCUUGCUGAAACAUUUAAUGGUGUUAUAUAUGGGUUUAAUGUGAAUGUAGGCAAAGUUAUCCAACAGUCAGCUGCAAAAAAAGGUGUAAAAAUUAAACUUCACAAAAUAAUUUACCGUCUUGUUGAAGAUUUGCAAGAGGAACUGAGCAGCAGAUUACCCUGUGCUGUGGAAGAGCACCCAGUAGGUGAGGCAUCUAUACUAGCUACCUUCUCUAUAACAGAAGGGAAGAAAAAAGUUCCUGUGGCUGGCUGCAGAGUCCAAAAGGGACAGUUAGAAAAACAAAAAAAGUGCCUCUUUCAGUAA
Rhinopithecus roxellana (golden snub-nosed monkey) is the source of this 984-nucleotide messenger RNA. RefSeq names its product translation initiation factor IF-2, mitochondrial-like. Lineage: Eukaryota; Metazoa; Chordata; Mammalia; Primates; Cercopithecidae. The transcript is spliced from 8 exons. The record is from RefSeq and is a predicted model, not a curated record. The coding region runs from base 1 to 984 and encodes 327 amino acids.